This is a messenger RNA of Penicillium chermesinum, 411 nucleotides long. RefSeq lists its product as uncharacterized. The transcript has a single exon. NCBI's taxonomy places the organism in Eukaryota, Fungi, Ascomycota, Eurotiomycetes, Eurotiales, Aspergillaceae. The record is from RefSeq and is a predicted model, not a curated record. Bases 1 to 411 code for a protein of 136 amino acids.
AUGGGCCGUCCGUUCAACAAUUCGUGGCCAUCUGCCAAUCCCAAAUUUCAUGGGCCUUUCAAUCCACGCGCCGAGUUUCCUCGCAAUUUCACCGAUAGCCCAUCUCGGAAUGAUCGAAGCCAUGCAGUGCAGCAAUCACAGGACCACCAGGGCGGGAGCUUCCAGCGCAAGCGCUGGAGAGGCAAGCGAAACCGCAAUUGGAACGGAGACUGGCACGGGAAUCAAAACCGAAGAAAUCAACAUUCAUCUGGUUGGACCUCCAAAGACUUGGAGCUGAGGCUUCUCGCCCAGCCAAUCCAGCCGUCAGACUUGGUCACUUUCGAUCGCAUCGAAAUAGACGCACAAGGCGAUGUCAUUAUGACCGACGCCCCUCAAGCCCAGACCUCCAGCUUCAACGACGUGAGUCAAUGA